UUUGCGGCGCAGGUAUUUUAGCCGGAAGAAUUUAAGAACCGUGUCACUUCCGGAGAUACCGGAAGUUAUUUGAAAAUGGCAUCCUCCACGGGAGGCAGUCCUGCUGUGGGAGCCUCUGGCAUUAAGAAAAAAGAAUUUCGAAGCCACAAGCCGGGUACAGAAAACCGAGAUGAACCAGAACUCCUUACUGUUCCUGAUGGUUGGAAAGAACCAGCUUUUUCUAAAGAGGACAAUCCCAGAGGACUUUUGGAGGAAAGCAGUUUUGCAACUUUGUUUCCAAAAUAUAGAGAGGCUUACUUGAAAGAGUGCUGGCCUUUGGUGCAGAAAGCCUUGAAUGAACAUCAUGUUAAUGCAACCCUGGAUCUGAUUGAGGGCAGUAUGACUGUGUGUACUACAAAGAAGACUUUUGAUCCAUAUAUUAUUGUUAGAGCCAGAGACCUAAUAAAACUGUUAGCAAGGAGUGUUUCAUUUGAACAGGCAGUACGAAUUCUUCAGGAUGAUGUUGCAUGUGAUAUUAUUAAAAUAGGUUCCUUAGUAAGAAAUAAAGAGAGAUUUGUAAAAAGAAGACAACGGCUUAUUGGUCCCAAAGGAUCUACAUUAAAGGCAUUGGAACUCUUAACGAACUGUUACAUCAUGGUUCAAGGAAACACAGUUUCAGCUAUUGGGCCUUUUAGUGGCUUAAAGGAGGUUCGAAAAGUAGUCCUAGAUACCAUGAAGAAUAUUCAUCCAAUUUAUAACAUUAAAACCUUAAUGAUUAAACGAGAAUUAGCAAAAGAUUCUGAAUUACGAUCACAAAGUUGGGAGAGAUUUUUGCCACAGUUCAAACACAAAAAUGUGAACAAACGCAAGGAACCAAAGAAGAAAACUGUUAAGAAGGAAUAUACACCAUUCCCACCACCACAACCAGAAAGUCAGAUUGAUAAAGAACUGGCUAGUGGUGAAUACUUUUUGAAGGCAAAUCAGAAGAAACGACAGAAAAUGGAAGCAGUAAAGGCUAAACAAGCAGAAGUUCUUACUAAGAGACAAGAGGAAAGGAACAAAGCAUUUAUUCCACCUAAAGAAAAGCCAGUUGUGAAACCAAAGGAAGCUUCUACUGAAACUAAAAUUGACGUGGCAAGCAUCAAAGAAAAGGUUAAGAAAGCAAAGAUGAAGAAGCUGGGAGCUCUUACAGCUGAGGAAGUUAAGCUUAAGAUGGAAGCAGACGAAAAGAAAAACAAGAAAAAAUAACAUAAAAAACUGAACUAGAAGCCAGACACCAGUGGCUCAUGCCAGUAAUCCUAGCUCCUCCAGUGGCUGCAUUCUGAGGAUCAUGAUUUGAAGUCAG
Messenger RNA from Perognathus longimembris pacificus (Pacific pocket mouse), 1324 nucleotides. RefSeq names its product KRR1 small subunit processome component homolog (gene Krr1). The transcript is spliced from 10 exons. Bases 76 to 1227 code for a protein of 383 amino acids. The record is from RefSeq and is a predicted model, not a curated record. Lineage: Eukaryota; Metazoa; Chordata; Mammalia; Rodentia; Heteromyidae. Gene Ontology annotation, molecular function: RNA binding. Gene Ontology annotation, cellular component: nucleolus; small-subunit processome.